CUCAAACUGAUUGAAGCUUCAUUGCAAUUUGCAGUCUUGAGAAUUUUAUUUUAUUGCCUUUGCACUUGGCUUAGCUCGUAUAAUGGCUUUGAAUUUGGUAAAGAAAGCUAUUUUUGAUCGAAAGGCUGUACGUAAUUUAGCAGCUGUAUAUUGUAAUGCUGUGAGAAACCAUUGGAAUUAUCAAUAUAAACCGGGCCCAUAUCCUAAGACACCGGAAGAGCGAGCUGCGGCGGCAAAAAAGUAUUGCUUGACUAUCGAAGAGUACCAGCCAUACCCUGAAGAUUUAGGAUAUGGAGACUAUCCUAAGUUGCCUGAUAUUGGAACAGAUUCUAAAGAUCCGUACUACCCAUAUGAUUUGCCAGAUAUGAAAAGAAAUUUUAAUGAACCAUUCAAUGCAAGUGCUGAGAUAUUUGGUGAAGAUCGCUAUGACCCAUCUGCAAAGCGCAGGUUUUCUUUAACGCAUCAGUGGACCUGGUUUUUGGGAACUAUAUUUGGUAGUUUUGCACUGUAUGCAUGGUUGGAAAAUCAUAAGUUUGGAAGACCAGUUACUCUGAAGCAGUACCCCAAUGAAGGACCACACUACUUGUUUUGUGAAAAAUAGAUAAAAAUAUUAUGUUUAAUAUUGCAGGUGGGUAGUGUAUUAUUUACAUUAAAUAAA
Molecule: messenger RNA, 658 nt
Organism: Pararge aegeria (speckled wood butterfly)
Lineage: Eukaryota; Metazoa; Arthropoda; Insecta; Lepidoptera; Nymphalidae
Gene: ND-ASHI
Product: NADH dehydrogenase [ubiquinone] 1 beta subcomplex subunit 8, mitochondrial
Exons: 3
Coding region: 83-601 (172 amino acids)
Cellular component (GO): mitochondrion
Source: RefSeq, a predicted model, not a curated record